This is a messenger RNA of Anas platyrhynchos (mallard), 3769 nucleotides long. It is a transcript of the gene RAB8A, whose product is annotated as RAB8A, member RAS oncogene family. Gene Ontology annotation, molecular function: GTP binding; GTPase activity. The record is from RefSeq and is a predicted model, not a curated record. Lineage: Eukaryota; Metazoa; Chordata; Aves; Anseriformes; Anatidae.
GUUCUGUCAGCCCCGCCUCGCCUCCGCUCCUAGCCCCGCGCGUCACGUGACGCCCCCCUCCAAUCGCGUCGCUCCUCGCCGCGCCGAAGCCAAUGAGGCGCCGGCUCCCUUCCCUUCCUGCCGGGUCCUGCGCGGGAGCCGCGCCGCUCGGCUCAACCAAUGGGAAAGCGGCGGGCGGUGAUGGGCGGCGGGCUCGGCCUAUCAGACGGCGCGGGGGGCGGGGCGGCGGCCGGGCAAGAUGGCGAAGACGUACGACUAUCUCUUCAAGCUGCUGCUCAUCGGCGACUCGGGCGUGGGGAAGACGUGCGCGCUCUUCCGCUUCUCCGAGGACGCCUUCAACGCCACCUUCAUCUCCACCAUCGGUAUCGAUUUUAAAAUUAGGACCAUAGAGCUAGAUGGGAAGAGAAUUAAGCUGCAGAUCUGGGAUACGGCUGGGCAGGAGCGGUUUCGAACCAUCACGACAGCGUACUACAGGGGAGCGAUGGGCAUUAUGUUAGUCUAUGACAUCACCAAUGAAAAAUCUUUUGAAAAUAUUCGGAACUGGGUCAGGAACAUUGAAGAGCACGCCUCUCCGGAUGUUGAAAAAAUGAUCCUUGGGAAUAAAUGUGAUGCAAAUGACAAAAGACAAGUUUCUAGAGAGCAGGGGGAGAAGCUUGCAGCAAGCUUUGGAAUUAAAUUUAUGGAGACCAGUGCAAAAGCAAAUAUAAACAUAGAGAAUGCAUUUUUCACUCUUGCCAGAGAUAUCAAAGCAAAAAUGGACAAGAAGUUGGAAGGCAAUAGCCCACAAGGCAGCAACCAGGGAGUCAAAAUCACACCAGACCAGCAAAAGAAAAGCAGCUUUUUCCGAUGUGUUCUUCUGUGAGGGACACGGCCUUAAUCUGAGCAUCUGCUCAACUGAACUGGACUGUGCCUGUUCUGAGUGAGACUUCCUCUGUCUGUGGACUUAGCAUUUUCAACACACAUUGUCACUUUGUGACCAUCUGAAUAAGAAAUUGUUUAUUUUAGUAAUUGUCUGACUCUUCAAUUUUGGAGAUGAAACAAGUUUAUUUUUGUCAGAUUGCCACUGGGCAUAUGUAUUGUCUAGCAGAGGGAAUACAGAUCAAAUGUGACCUGUAAUAGCACCUUUGCUGACAGGCUUCAACCUUAUUGUUCACAUCUGUAAUGUAUCCAAAUUAGAAAGAUUAAGUUAUGAUCAAAAUAAGAAACCGAAAUGCCAAUAUUAAUAAAGUACAGGGAUGUGUACAUGAUACAUGUGCAUAUCCAUAUCUAGAUGCAUAUAAAACAGUUGCAUCAAAACAUCAAACGAAUGCACUUAAGCAAGCAGUACAGGUAUGUAUAUACCUUUUCAGAAGGUAGAAGGAAGCUUUCUACAUCUCCACCUUUUUGCUACUACAGAGUAAAUCCUUAAUCUGCCUAAUUACUCAAAUAUGUUUUUCUAGACAAUCCACAAGUACAAUUAGAGUAAAAAAAAUAUUUCAGAGGAAUCUAUUUUAAAAAAAAAGUACUGUAAAUGUAAUGGUUCCUUACCAUCAGGAAUUUAUUUAUCCGUGUUAAAGAUGACCAUGUUUAAUUAAAUAAUCCACACAUUUAACAGGAGAUAAUAGAUACAAUGUGUCCCAUGCAAAUGAUCUGUGGUCUGUUUUUGGAGAAACAGACCCUAGGGACAUACUCAGCGUAUAAUAUCGCAGUGGACAGCUUUUCCUUCUCCAUUUGAGAAUGACUCCAGACUUGUCAUGAUGUAGUAGCUAGUUAUAAAUUGUGACAAGAAAAUGUAUUGCACUGCUUCCAGUUGUGUGUUCUCAUGCACACUUGCUCACAUAUGCAAAUAAAUGUUGCACAUAUGAACACUUUCUGAAAACAAACUUUUUAAACUGAGAUUUGCCUUGCUGCUGUGUAUUGAUCAUUUCAGAUUCCAAGCAGCAACAAACCUGUUAAUAGCGUGCAUCAAUGCAAAUGAUAUUUAGUUCUCAGUGGAAAUAUUUAUUCUUAUAAACACAGUCUUGUACAUUCCGAUGUAUAAAAUGUACCAGCCUAGUAAAGCACCUAGGUAGCCACUUGCUCUCCAUUCCGAGCUGCAAGCCUGACUCUAGUUAGAUUGAUAAAAGGAGCCAGUAAGAGCAAUCUACUUAGAAGUCUGCUGUCAAGUAAUUGGAAUUAUGGUAUAUUUGACCCAAAUGAACAUAUCAGCUGUGUCCUGCAACUCACUGGAUUUGUUAACGUGCUGCUUUGUUUACAUUGACAACUGCACUUAAGGGUAACAUUAAAGCUCAUUUUAAUGAAUUUAUUUACCAGCUUUGCUUUCUUCAAGUUUGUGGUAUUGCAUUCAGGCCUCAAAGUAGCACUCAUAAGUGUUACUGUAGUUAAUUAUGAAUCUGAUAGAUAUUUAAACUUUAUAAAUCUGCAGCAUGCAAUUGGGCUCAACAGGAAUAUUGCCCCUUUCUCUAAAAUAAAAAAAUAUUGCUUAAGUUACUGGAUUAUAAAAAUGCAUUUUAUAUGCCACCAACUUUUUCCUUUUAAUAGUUAGCAGAUUAAAAUGAGCUCUGUUCAUUAUUAAAAUCAUAUGUAAAACUUCCCUCUAACCAGUACCUUAUGAUGUUUUGUUCUUGUUUGUGUGUUUGCUUGUGGCUUUUUAGUGUGAGGACGUGGUGAACAUGCACCACGCUGAAUUACAUGCAGAUGUAUUUGUAGGAUAAAAUCAUAUUAAGGUACUGAAGAGCCUUCUAGUCAGUAUGUGCUUCAAAGGGUAGGUAAUACACAGCUGUAGAUUGGGCAAGCAAUGCUACUUACUUUGUAUAAGGAUGUUUAAAAAAAAAAAAAAGACUAUGCUUCAAAAAAUUACUGGGGCAAAAUUGGGGAGGUGAUUCAGGCAUGGUCUGAAUGCUGUUCUACACAAAACAGAUCUGUUUAAUGAUUUGUUUCUGGCUUAGUAAGCGUGGUUUGUAUCAUAGCUAUCCUUCUUCUUUAAUAUAGCCAGAUGUUGCAGCCAGACUUAUUUUUGGAAAUGACUGGAAAAAUCAGUGGUUAAUCUAACUUGAUAUUGUGGGGCUGUUCACCACGACAGUGGGUCUUGCCUGUUGACAGCAUCUAAAUAGAUAACUUGUCCUGAGAUGAGAAAGAAAUAACACAUUAACUGAAAAGUGGAUAAAACUUGAAGGAUUGAUUUGUUUUUCAUUCCCCAUUUUCUAAAUCUUAUGUUACUAUUUUGCAUUUAAAAACUAACUCUGUCUGUGAACAACUUCAUUUAAACUUAUGCUGGUUGUUGCACGUGUUUAUAUACCUAAUUUAUAUCACAAUUUCCAAACUGAUUCGUUUUGUUCAAGGAACAAUUAUGUUACUGCCCGAUCUCAGGAAGUUUCACGCAGUUACUGUGACCUACAGUCAUCACUGUACUUCUAGGGUAUACAGACUCGCAGAAAUUAUAUCAGUGUAAGCAAUAUGAAACCUCAAAAUAUGAAUGCAAAUGUAAGACAGGGAAAGGUUAAAGACACUGCAGUUGCAUGUAUGCUUGGCUAUGUGUUGCUAAAUGCUGACAUCAAAUGUUGGAUAAGUACAAUAUGCAGUUGAUGUUUCCAUCGCAUAAUUAAACUGUGUUUUUUGAGCAUGAAUGUUAUGAAAACACAAUGAUCAAAAGAGGUACUGUGUAAAUGAAUACAGGAAUGUAUUUAUAUGUAAGCUUUCUUUAACUAAGAUGGAAAAAAUCUGAAAUUGGAUACAGAAUUUGUAAAACAGGAACUUAAGUAGAUCCGUAAAGCUAACGAUGCGCUUGCUA